Molecule: messenger RNA, 1662 nt
Organism: Vicia faba (fava bean)
Lineage: Eukaryota; Viridiplantae; Streptophyta; Magnoliopsida; Fabales; Fabaceae
Source: the annotation of a GenBank genome assembly
AUGGAUUCCGAAUCAGAGUUCCCCGUUCCUAGUCGGGAGGAAUCCGAACUCAUAAAGGAAUACUUUCAAACUGAAUCUCAAUUCGUGGCUGCUAAGGGCUACUUCGUAAAGUUCCAGCAAAUUUGCUUACGGAAGCGCAUUGUUUCAUUAAUCGACACGGUCUGGAGGAGUAUUUCUUCUGAUGCGUAUAUUCCGUAUCUUGCUAUGAACUAUUUUGAUCGCAUCAUUUCAAGAUUCAAUGAGAUCUUGACGGAUAGCGCCUUGGAAGGUCGUAAUGAUUCUGAAAAACUUCGUUUGAUUGCAAUCUGUUGUCUCAUCAUAGCUGCCAAGAUAAGGAUAAAUAACUUCUCUGUUGAUCAGCUUUUGAGAGACUUGAAUGACAUGAAAGUGGUUAUAACUCAUCAGAUGGUAAGGAAAGCGGAGUAUCUCAUUCUUGAUCAACUUAAUUGGAAAAUGCUACCGGUGACUGCCUUCUGCUUUCUGAACCACUAUUACCCUUACUUCAAAGAAUUUGGUGGUUUUAAACGCCGUUGCAUCAAUGAGAUCAUAAUUCAAGCUCAGGGAGAGCACUCAUUUGUUGAAAACACGCCUUCUCAGAUUGCAUUGUCCGCGUUUCUGGCUGCUUCCAAAAUUGCAUACCCCUCAAAAUAUGACAAAAUGCUAAAUCCUUCUAACUUUCAUAAAAUUGACAAUGAAGAGGAGGUGAAGAACUGUUUGAAUCCGAUGAUAAAGCUUUGCAGUAAAUUGGACAUCCAUAUUGAGCCUGCUGAAUCAGGAAUUGGCUCCUCUUGUAGUAAAGUUGUGAAUUCAUGUGAGGAAAAAGAAAAAGAAGAUGGGACUACGGUAAUCAACGGGGUUGGAACUUCAUCGGUAAAGGAAAUCCAACAAGGCAGUGGCAAGGCGUGGGUGGUGGGUUCAAGUGAAGAAAAAGAAAAAGAAGAUGGGACUGCCAUAAUCAACGGGGUUGCAACUUCAACUGUAAAGGAAAUCCUACAUGGCAAUGGCAAUGGCAAGGUGGCUGUGGUGUGUUCAAGAGAAGAAAAAAACAAAGAAGAUGGGACUGCAGUAAUCAACUGGGUUGGAAAUUCUACGGUAAAGGAAAUCCAACAUGGCAAUAGCAAUGACAUGGUGGCUGUGGUGGUGGGUUCAUGUCUAUAUAAAGAACUAGAAAAUGGGACUGUGAUAAUCAACGGGGAUGGAACUUCGAAGGUAAAGGAAAUCCAACAAGCCAGUGGCAAGGCGGGGGUGGUGGGUUCAAGUGAAGAAAAAGAAAAAGAUGGGACUGCCAUAAUCAAAGAAGUUGGAACUUCAAAAGUAGUGGAAAUCCAACACAGCAAGAGCAAGGAUAUCGUGGUAAAUUUUUGCGAAGAAGAAAAUGAAGAUGAAGAAGUUGGGACUGCGUUAGUCCAGCGGAGACAAGUCAGGCGCAACACAGAUCCUUCUCAGGUGCAGGUGGAAGUGAUCCAGCUCCCGAUAGAUGAUAAAGACAGGGUUGAGGCUAUAAUCCGACGAUCACUGGAAAAGUGCAACGCAAUAGAGGCUGAAGAGCCACAGCUACAGAUGGGUGGGUCAAGUUCACAGAUUGUAGAUCUUGUUGAACCAAUGAACUUUGAACUGAAGUGGAUGGCUGGAGCAACUUCUACAUCAGCAAUUCCUUAUUGA